Molecule: messenger RNA, 724 nt
Organism: Tigriopus californicus
Lineage: Eukaryota; Metazoa; Arthropoda; Copepoda; Harpacticoida; Harpacticidae
Exons: 3
Coding region: 16-501 (161 amino acids)
Source: RefSeq, a predicted model, not a curated record
UUGCAAACUAAAGCCAUGCAAAUUGGUGCCCCCUCUAAUCUGAAACUGUCAACGUCAACAACCUCUUUCUAUCUUCAACUGCAGGUUCAUGGUCAAGUCUACGACCCCAACGUGUGUCAUUGUGUCUAUCCAGCUUCAAGGACGUUUCUCAACUCAUUCUAUACCCUAGGCGUUGUGAUGCUGACCGUGAUGGUUUGCUGUUUCCUCGUGUUUGGAGUCCAGAAAGGGGACGAAAAUGUUCUCAAUUCAUCGCGAAGAGGACGAAGCAUCGAUGGGAGUGUGGGGAGUAGUGGGAGUCACCACAUCCAUCCUCGAAGCAGCUGUUCGUAUUCCCAGUCGCGAUUCAGAGAUGAGGACUUCUUUGAGGAUCCCGAGCAACGCACUCGACUCACCAACCAUCAUGGGCACUCUCACCACACUCAUCAUGGGCACUCUCACCAUCACCAUAAUCAUAAUCACCAUACAUCCAAUCCAAAUGGGAACACGGGUGCGCCCAGAUGAACGAUGAUCCCCAAUCUUUGCUCCGAUUUGAACGAAUUUCAAAUGAGCUGGUGGCCAUUUCUCAUGCUUCAAUUGGAGCCACCCAAACCCCAAGGAUUCCUUUCAGAGAUGAAUGGAGAUCUGGAUUUGAGCACGCCUCUCUACGUUCUUUCCGAUGUUGUCACAGUUCAAAGUUACCAAUCCUGGCAAUAAAAAUAGAUAUGUUAUUGAGAAUCUAGUUGAG